UGGAAGAAAAUAACUUGGGUCACUCACAAGGGAAGCCAGGAGAGGGAGGAGUCUUGUGUCCCUUUGUGAGUGAAAUGGGUUUGAAGUUGAUCAAACCCUUGAGGGGGGAGACGGAGCAGACGAAUUGGAGACAGAGGCUGCAGCAGUUCAAAGGCUGGCACAUGCCAACUCCUGCCAACCUAGAGCUCCUUCUGGACCUGCCCCCGGUGCCCAUGGAGGUGCAGCUCUGUCACGCCUGGAGUCGCUGGGACCGCUCGCCCAACAUGUGCCAGCCGGAGGGUGCCACGGUCUACAGUGGGCUGACGGUGCGCCGGAACCCGGUGCAGGACAGCACGGACUGCGCCCGGGGCAGCAUGAGUUACCGCCGCGGACUCCACGUCUGGCAGGUGCGCUGGCCCCCUGGGGAGAGGGGCAGCCACGCGGCGAUAGGGGUGGGCACUGCCCACGCCCCCCUGCACCAUGACAGCUACCGGGUGCUCCUGGGCGGAGGGGAUGGAGAGUCCUGGGGCUGGGAGCUGGGGGCGAACCAGCUACACGGUGGGGGCAGGGAUGGCCACCGGUACCCUGAGGUGGCAGAGGAGCCGCUGCCCGUGCCCGAGAGCUUCCUGGCCGUGCUGGACUGCGACGGCGGGACCCUGAGCUUCCUGGUGGACGGCUUGUACCUGGGAGUGGCCUUCGACGGGCUGAAGGGCAAGACCCUGUACCCCAUGGUGAGCUGCGUCUGGGGCAAUGCCAGCAUCACCCUCACCUACCUGAAUGGCCUGGAGAGACAGCCGCUCCGUCUGGCUGAUCUCUCCCGGCGGAGAAUCCGUCAGUCGCUUGGACAGGGCCGGAUAUCAGAGGUUGCCUCGUUACCUCUGCCUCCCAUCCUUCAAACCUAUCUCCAACAUUCCUGAAAGUGGGAAGAGAGGACGGACAGAGAAAGACACAGAAUUGUCAGCUGGAACUCAGCUUGUUAGUUAUGUCAAACAAACCUUCGUCAUAUACCUCCCCAGGCCCAGGUUGGGUCUGGACUUUGACGGGUUUUUAAGAAAUUCUCGGAUCCCGGCCAUCGUGAGGGGAGAGUAACUGCGGCCAUUCCUCCCUGUUGCU
Messenger RNA from Hemiscyllium ocellatum (epaulette shark), 1092 nucleotides. Its product is annotated as SPRY domain-containing SOCS box protein 4-like. The record is from RefSeq and is a predicted model, not a curated record. The transcript is spliced from 2 exons. The coding region runs from base 75 to 896 and encodes 273 amino acids. Gene Ontology annotation, molecular function: protein binding. Gene Ontology annotation, cellular component: SCF ubiquitin ligase complex. NCBI's taxonomy places the organism in Eukaryota, Metazoa, Chordata, Chondrichthyes, Orectolobiformes, Hemiscylliidae. Gene Ontology annotation, biological process: proteasome-mediated ubiquitin-dependent protein catabolic process.